AUGGUCCAGCUCACGAUGUCCCGAGACUGGAUCGGUAUCAAGCCACCAUCUUCAAGACCGACAAAACUGUUAGAUUACGCCUGUGGUGAUGGCGUAGCGUCUCGGGCACUUGCACCAUUCAUGUCUACAGUGAGAGGCAUGGACAUAGCGUCAGGAAUGGUAGAGCAGUAUAACAAACUGGCACUGAAAGCAGGCUAUACCUCGACAAAAAUGCGAGCUGUUCAGGCCGAUCUUAUCGAUCCCGAGUUGACGCCGUCUCCGGAGAUUGACACGCCAGGAUUCUUUGAUUUUGACGUGGUAGUCAUGUGUAUGGCCCUUCAUCAUAUCGAAGAGCCGGAUAACAUGAUAUUGCAGCUCUCAAAACGCCUGAGGCCAGGAGGAAUCUUACUUAUCAUUGACUGGGUUAACACAUAUCCACUUCAGAAGAGCAGAGUUCUCCUGCAUCUUGCUCCAGGCCACAUGCUCUGGAGCUUACCACAUAAAUCCAACCAUCAUAUCAACACAACCGCUCAGAUCACAAGACUCAACAUGAAGCCCAAAGUUCUUCUCACGGCUGGUCUCGCUGCAGUAGCCAUAGCCGACCAAUGGCCGAUGGCCAAGGAGAAAUGCGGUCGUCUUGGACCCAUGGAAUGGGAUCCCAAUGAUCUUCCUCCCGAUUUUAAUGUCAUGAACAUUCGAAUGUGCGCCGAUCAUCCUAUGGGAGCUGGAAACUACUGGGGAUGGGGCGAAUAUCUUCCUGACUGGUUUCCUCGCAACCCUUUUGCUGAUAUGGAGAUCAAUUGGCUUUGGUGGCCUUAG
This is a messenger RNA of Fusarium tjaetaba, 798 nucleotides long. RefSeq lists its product as uncharacterized. The record is from RefSeq and is a predicted model, not a curated record. The transcript is spliced from 6 exons. NCBI's taxonomy places the organism in Eukaryota, Fungi, Ascomycota, Sordariomycetes, Hypocreales, Nectriaceae. The coding region runs from base 1 to 798 and encodes 265 amino acids.